Molecule: messenger RNA, 1009 nt
Organism: Dalotia coriaria
Lineage: Eukaryota; Metazoa; Arthropoda; Insecta; Coleoptera; Staphylinidae
Product: vitamin K-dependent protein C-like
Exons: 5
Coding region: 12-830 (272 amino acids)
Biological process (GO): proteolysis
Molecular function (GO): serine-type endopeptidase activity
Source: RefSeq, a predicted model, not a curated record
CAGAACACAAAAUGGCGACGAUCCAAACUGUUAUUCUAUUGUGUUGUGCAGUGUUUGCUUCAACUGCUACUAUAGGCAACCACAUAAACACCAAACAUGCAUUUAACUUAAAUAAGACCAAUGAAAGAAUCAUUAGUGGUUCUGAAGCAGUUCAAGGUCAAUACAAAUGGCACGUUGGCGUUAAAUACACCUACGUCGGCCAAUAUGGAUUUGCAAGUGGCGCCCUCAUCAGUCCACACUGGGUAUUAACUAGAGCUUACGUAACAUCAAAUAUACAAUUGAGUACUAUUCAAGUUAUCCUCGGAGCAACCCACCGAACAGAGGAGCAAGUUGGGAAGCUCACCAUGACUGUCAAACGCGCUGUCACACAUCCUUUGUACACUGGAACUGUCAAAAACAACGUGGGAUUAUUAGAACUUAGUUCCCCUGUACAAUACAACGACUACAUUGGAUCCAUUGGUUUACCAGACGCUAUGAAUAUUUUACAGAGUGAUAAACAUGUUUGGGUUAGUGGAUGGGGUCCAACAAGUGGAACAGACCCUGAAGGAGAUGCCAGUGAAGUUCUGAAUUUUGUUCAGUUGACAACGAUGACAAAUGAAGAAUGUGUUGAUUUACGUCCUGGUUUGGUUUAUAACAAUGUUGUGUGCGCUGCUGGUCAGAAUGACGAAGCUACAUGUGGGGAGUAUGAUGCAGGUGCUGCGCUUGUACAAUAUAUUGAUGGAAAAUGGAUACAUGUAGGAGUUGCCAAUCAUGUUACUUGUGAAGUUAGUACUUUUAUUCGGACAGCUUCCAUUUUGGAUUUUAUUUAUGAUACAACUGGACCAUUGUAAAAAAUAUUGUUCAAUAUAUUGUUCAAUCAUAUAGUAAAAAAGUAAAAAUAAUCUAAUUCAUCUUACGUCCUAAAAGUUAUAUUUAAUUUAGAAUAAAACAUGUGUCUUCAAUAUAUUGCUCAAUAUACUGUUCAAUCAUUAUGAUCAAAAUUAAUAAAAACGAUAUCUUUGUCACUGAA